Molecule: messenger RNA, 3390 nt
Organism: Macadamia integrifolia
Lineage: Eukaryota; Viridiplantae; Streptophyta; Magnoliopsida; Proteales; Proteaceae
Exons: 6
Coding region: 1968-3104 (378 amino acids)
Biological process (GO): tRNA guanine ribose methylation
Molecular function (GO): RNA binding
Source: RefSeq, a predicted model, not a curated record
CUCUCCGCCACGGAAGCAUUAAGCUUUUGGUCACCAUGCUGUGGCCAAGCCAAGACCGGCACUCCAUGCCACGCCGCUUCAGUCGCUGAGUUCGAAUCCACAGUGACUGACGAAUCCACCAACGUCUACAUGCUCAAGAAUCACCAACUGAUCUACCCAAUCCUUCACAGCCAGUUUUCUGUUCUCAACUCUCUUCAGAAAAUCAUGGCCCGCCAAGUCUUCAAUCUCCACAUCGUCCUCUUAGUCUACAUUCUACCCCUUCAAUACCCACAAGAACCUGCACCCGCUCUUCUCCAAACCACCACCCAACUCUCUGAUUUUGAUCCUUGGAUAAAACCGUUCUUCUCCCGAAGCUUACAUACAUCACUGACCAUGAAGGUUGGGCGUCUACCCAUGAAAGCCAAGGUCCUUGCCCAUACUCAUAUGGUUCCAAUGGACCAACUGCAAGCACUGGUGGGAGCCCAUUUAAGACUUUGCCUUCGUUGAGUGCCGCAAACGUCUCUGGCUCCCAUGCCUGAAAGGUGUUCAUUAGAAUCCCAUUGACCUUGAUGAGCCAUCAAACAUUUGAAACCAUAAGUCUUGUAAAAACAUGGGUUAGUUCAAAGACAGGAGGAGCAAGCCAAGAUUUUGAUAAGGGAGCCAAACCAGGGAUGUUGAAAUUGGGAUCCCUUUGUGGGCAACAGUGGGGAAGUGGGAGAAUAGUGCAAGCAUUUUAGCGGAGGAGGUGAAGAGGAUGUAGUUGGGAAGGCAGAGAUAAGUGGUCACAGGAGCAAUGUGGAGGCUGACAUUGUAUCAGUGACAAGGGAAGAAAGAGGAGGAGAUAGUGAAGAGAGGACAGGAAGGAGGAGGUGGGCUGAGCGCUGAAUGGCUUCGAAUUGGAGGAAGAAAGGAUCAGUAGUAGUGGAGUUGGCAGUCAUGGGCUCAUCAGAGGGGAGGAUAUGGAAGUCAAGGAGAUGCACUUGAGGGUGAGUGGAGAGGAAGUGGGUGAUGUGUUGGGUUUCAGCAAGUGAGACGGUUGGGCAAGGAAUGAUGCGACUGCCCACAUAUCUUCAAGACUAACUAGAUUGCUUAAACAACCAAAAAUUGUAAGCAAUCAGAGUUCUUUGGUUUUGAUCUUUUAUGAUAGCAAACUAAGAUGGGCUCUAGAAAUUUGCAAAGAAAGUUUCAAAUCGAAGAAAAUAUUGUGAAAUGCCUUACCUCUGCUCAGUAAAAUCUCCACUUCUGCAAGGCCAUUGCUAGUUGCAGAACGAAGCAGAGCCCAUUCUCUUCCAUCCGUACUAUAAUUUGAAGGAAGAUUUCACAAAUACUAACCUUUCUUCUGUGAUAAUUGAGCAAGAAAAAGAAGCCUGCAACCCAGAGAGAGAGAGAGAGAGAGAGAGAUCAAUGUAUCUUUCGAAUCCUCUCUACCCUAAAUGGGAACCAAAAAUGAAUACCAGAAAGUGCUUUCAGGUGCUGACCUAGGAGUGAGCAGAUGUCACAGGACUCGAAGAAGGGAUCAACCGUCAUCCUUCCUCAACGAUAAGAGCUCUCUGAAACUGUUCUUGAGAAAGGGACUUAAAUAUCAAAUAGUCCCAUUUCUCAGCGGCUCGGAAGAGAUUUUCGUGGCUUUCCGGUUUUGGAGAAUCCAUUCCCAUCUCCAUGGGCACCAAUUACCAAAUCUUCUUUGUUUUCUGCCUCCGGAUUUAGGGUUUAAGGUUAAGGUUUUGGCUCUGCUGCAAUGGUGUGGAGCUUGUUUUCUUUACCUUCUAAAUUGGACGGCAUAGAUCAGCCAUGUUUGAUCCCUCGCGAGCUACACUGUUAAUUAAUUCGCAAGCUCCAUACCAACACCGUCGAUCUAUCCAUCAAUGACGUAAGCAAUCACUUUUUCCCUCUUCUGGACAACUUGAAUUAAACGGUAUCCACAACACCGCCUCCCCAGUCCCUAAUAAUCGCUCAGAUCAAUCUUCAGUCUCUUUAGUCUCUAUACGAUGAGCGCCUGCAAAAAUCUUCUUCGUUUAUCCUUUUCCUUUCAAGAUUUUAGAAUACGAAGGAACCUGCAAAAGAGCUCUUUGAUUACUAUUCGGAAUCUCCAUUCAUUCUCUGGUAGUAAUAAUCCAUCUAAGUUAUCGUUAACAACUCUAAUCUGUCGGAAUCGAGGAUUAGGGCGUGAACUGAACAGAGCUUCAUCGAGAUCUUACCGUAGCGUUCAAGCUGCAGUUGCCGAUGGUUUGAAUGAAAACGCUUCAAGCUGUUCUAUUCUGGAACCUUUGGAUGACUGGGGUAAAGACAAUGUGGAGGAGUUGCUUGUAAACAGAGAAGAUGUUGCGAGGUUAAUGAAGAUGAAACGGAGGUCUGGAAUUGAAGACGGGGAGGAUUCUACUCGCAAGGGCCGGUGGUUUCCGUAUCUCGAUAUGUUCAAAUCGGGAGGUACAUUUCUGACCAGUCGUGAGGUUCUGGAAGCACUUGAUGCGUAUAUAAUGGAUGUGAGAAAGGAGAGGAUUUGGAAUGUUGUGAAGUACAGAAGCUACUCCGUUUGCUUGGUUGUUGAAGGUCUAUCUGAUUUUGGGAAUGUAUCAGCUGCAUUCCGCUCGGCUGAUGCGCUUGGGAUUCAAUCGGUCCAUGUGGUCUCCUGUGACAGCUCAAAAAGGUACAGGGAUAAUCGCCAUGUUAGUAUGGGUGCUGAGAAGUGGUUGGACAUUGAACUUUGGGACUCCAUCCAAGAAUGCUUCAAGGUUUUAAAGUCACGAGGUUAUCGAAUUGCCACAACACAUAUGGGAACUGAUGCGGUUUCUAUUUACAACAUGGAUUGGUCAUGCCCAACUGCAAUAGUUGUCGGAAAUGAAAGUAGAGGCAUAAGUGAUGAAGCUCUGCAAUUGUCUGAUUUGCACUGUUGUAUUCCUAUGAAAGGCAUGGUGGACUCUUUCAAUGUUUCAGUUGCAGCAGGCAUUCUCAUGCACCAUGCUGUUUGUGAUAAAACUUCUCGCCUGGGCUGUCACAGUGACUUGACACCGGAAGAAGCCCAGAUCCUACAGGCAGAGUUCUCUCUGCGACAUGGUAAGAGUUCAAUUAGCAUUGCACAUGAAUAUGCCAAGCGCAAGGCAGGCAGGGCAAUGCCUAAGCUUUGAAGAGGACCCAAGUGUCUUACUAAGACUCCUUUGUGGAAUAUACUUUGGAAUGCCUUGCAGUUACUAUUGUUGAAUGAGUUUCUUUGCUAAUCCAUAUUUAUAUUUUCCGGGCAUAAGUCCGUUUCUUCUUUGCAAUCUUCAUUCUAUUAAAAGAAUAUGAGGACUACCAUCUUGUUUCUUCAUUUAUGUAAAUUUAUAUUUUAAUUAUGGGAGGAUGCAUGAACAAACAUAAUAGAAAUAUGAAUCUGGAAGCAGAAUACAUUAUAAAUCUAAAUAAUGUUUUGUA